Molecule: messenger RNA, 1775 nt
Organism: Chlorella variabilis
Lineage: Eukaryota; Viridiplantae; Chlorophyta; Trebouxiophyceae; Chlorellales; Chlorellaceae
Exons: 8
Coding region: 18-1334 (438 amino acids)
Source: RefSeq, a predicted model, not a curated record
CUUCUUGGCUCGAUGUCAUGAUUCUGCGGUGUCUGCUGGUGGCAUGGCUGCUGGGGGCAGCGGCGGUAGCGGGGGCAGCUUCGGUCGCCGACAACACCUCGGACGACUCUUCCUUCACUUACAACUCAUACAUGGCCUCGCUGUCCACAGCGCCGCAGCCCAUCAACAACGCCUAUGGCCACUUCCACGCCCUCACCGACGAUGACCUGCUGGCGCUGGACACGGCAGACGGGCAGAUGCUGCUGGUCACGCUGAAAGAGUGCUCCGCCUUUGCGCCGCACUACCAAACCAACUGCGCCGAAAUCUUCUACGUCAAGUCGGGCAAGGUGGAUGCGGUGAUGGUGGUGGAUGGCGAGGUGCUCCAGAGGACCCUCUCCAAGGGCGACGUCAUGUCUGUGCCCAAAGGCGCCCUGCACGCCUUCAGCAAUCAAGAGUGUGAGGAGUCGGAGGUGCUGAUUGUGCUGACCUCCUCAGACCCAGACUUUGUAUACCCGGCAGACCAGCUGAUGGGCCUUCCGCAGCAGGCGCAGAUCUCUAGCUUCGGGGUGACCAACUUUUCUGAGUUCCAGUCCAGCCUCAAGGUUCCCCGAGCGCACAUUUACUCUCUGAACGAUGAGGUGUGCACAGCCACCUGCGAAGCUGCCGCCGCCAACAAGACCGGAGUGACGCGGCCGGCGGUGGCCGGCGGCGGCGGCAAGGCCGCGCCCGCGCCCGCGCCUGCGGCCACCCCGCGGCGCAGCCUGCUGCGUGCAGCGCUGGCGGCCGGCCGGGGGCUGCCGGCGAGGCGCCUGUCGGCGGCGAGCGGCUCGGCCAGCUCGGCCAGGUCAGCCAGAGGGUCGGCAGCGGCCUUGGGCACGGCAGCAGCAGGGGCCGGCAGGCGUGCACCCGGCCGCCUCCUGGCAGAGGAGGGUGGCGGCGGCGGCGGGGAUGUGUACAACGAUUUCAUGGCUUCUGUGACAGCCGCCCCCGCCACCGUCGACAACGACUACGCCGAGCAGUGGCAGCUGACCUACGAUGACCUGCCCGGCCUGGAGGAAGCCAACUCGGAGGUGACCUUCACCCGCUUCCGCCCCUGCAGCACCUACGUGCCGCACUUCCAGCCAAACGCCGACGAGUUUGUCACCGUGCUGACAGCGGCGCUGGGGCUGGAGGGCGGCGUGGCCGCGGUGCCGGGGUGGCAGGACACGAUUGAUGUGCCCAAGGCCACCCUUGCCUCGCUCAACGACCCGCAAUGCACCGAGAGGUGCCACGGCAGCAGCACGGGCAGCGACGCGGAGCGCACGCAGGUGCUGUCGGGGACGUCGGGCGGCGGCAAGGCCUCCACGGGACUCUAGCUGCCCGGGCCCCCCCGCCAGCCAGCGCAGCCCACCGCGCAGCUUGCUAGACAGGUAUCGCAUCCCAGCCUCACAGUUGCUCCCCGCGCCAGGUCCCUGUACCACUGCGUGCAUGCCAUAGCGCUGCACACCCUAGCCAAGCCAGGCACCGCCAGCCCAGGCUGCCGCCACCCAGCCAGCAGCUUAGCUCGACGCAUCCUUGCCGUCCCCUGCCGGCGGCCUCCUUCCUUCCUGCUCACCGGGCCGCCAUUCAUGGCCCGCUCUGUAGCGCUGCCCCCAUGUGUGAGCCUCUCCAGUACCCUUCCGUAUGCCCUUGCUCCCAGCUAUCUAUUGUGCCUGUUUUGGCAGCUCAGCCCCCUCCUCUCUUGCCCUCUAGGAAGGCUGUGCCUUGAGGGGCAAAUGUGCCUCUCAUCUCAUUUACUGUUACACGAUCAAAAGCUA